GUGAACUGGUCAGCCGUCAGAGCGACGAGUGAGGCUGGAUGGACGGGAUUGGGAACGGGAUAGGCACGAGCGGAAUUCGGCAAACCCAAAACCGUUAUCGCCUCCGCCAUUGACUCUUCUCUCGAAUCCAAAGCUCACGGCACAAAAAUCCUCCCGUUUUUUUUCUCAUUUCAUUCUCGGCGGCCUAGUCCUCUCCGUUUCCCUCCUUCCCCAUCACCUUGGUCUUACUCCUCCAUUCGAUCCGAACCCAUCCGAUUCGGAAGAGAGGUACUCACUUGCCCCAACCAAUCGAAGCAGGGCGAGCUCGACUUUGCGGCGCUAAUUCGUCGGCAGCUAGUAUCCCGCGCUGUGUGUUUCCCUCGUUCGUGUUCAGGUGGUGAUGCCGCUUGUGGAAUCGCCUCAAUGGCGCCGGAAGGCCACCGAUUUCUUCUCUUCAUCUAGCUUCAAGCUGAAGCAGGCAGGGCAAUCUGCAGGGGAUAAUAUAGCUGAUGUUGCCGGGAAGGUUGGAACAGUGGUGAAGAGUCGGUGGGCUAUCUUCCAGGAUGCUAGACAGCGACCGCCACCACCAGGAGAUACUGUGCAGGAGCGCUUCAUCUCUGCUGCUGCCAACACUGGAGUGAUUCUGAGGAAGGGCAUUUCAGAGACAAAGGAGAAGGUCGCGGUGGGAAAGGUCAAAGUUGAAGAGGCUGCCAAAAAAACUGCGGACAAAAGCAAAACUAUUUUGAACAAUAUUGAACGCUGGCAGAAGGGAGUUGCGAGCAAUGACGUUUUUGGUGUUCCUGUUGAAGCCACUGUACAACGGGAGCAAUAUGGUAAAGCUGUGCCUCUGAUACUGGUGAGGUGUGCAGACCACUUGGUUAUAUCAGGCUUGAGUAAUGAGUGCUUGUUCAAAUCUGAAGGUGACAGAAAAGUUCUUCAGCAACUAGUUUCACUUUACAAUGAGGAUUCGGGUGCAUCUUUGCCUGAUGGUGUUAGCCCUCUUGAUGUAGCUGCACUGAUCAAGUGCUACCUUGCCAGCAUCCCCGAACCGCUUACAACAUUUGCUCUUUAUGAUGAGCUUAAAGACGCGAGGGUUAGCAUUGAUGAUCUUAAGAACAUACUGAAGAAGCUUCCAAAUGUGAACUACAUGACACUAGAAUUUGUUACAGCAUUGCUACUGAGAGUAAGCCGUAAAUCAGCACUCAACAAGAUGGACUCUCGUACCCUUGCUGUGGAGUUCGCACCUUUGAUCAUAUGGCAGCAAGGGGAUUCUGGAACAGAUUUACGGAAUCAUCUCAGAUUCACACUGAAACCACCUCCAAAAAUUGUGGACGCGACGACAAGUACCACUACAUGGGACUUGCUAGAUGAGGAUGAUGUGGAUGCUUCGUCGCAAAUCCCCUUGGACGAUGGUUCGCCUCUAGACUAUGGUGCUAUUGAGGUGAUUCAAUGCUUAAUUGAGCAUCACAAUCCCAUAUUCACGGAUGCAAACGAGACUGUAUGGAGAUGACCUGACCUGGCCGGCUCCUCUUUAGAUUUCUGUGGUAUUUAGCUCGUGCUAUGUACAAGUUCCAGGUAGUAGGAUGGAGUGGAGUGCCGCGAAUAAGUCUAGUCUUGGGGAAGCAUUUUGGUCCAAACUUUUUUUUUGUGGGAGUAAAAGUUGGAACUGUAUAUAUUAAUUGUCCACAUGACAGAGUUGUCUUGUGGGAUUUGCCUCGACAUGGCUCGUCAAUAAUGUACCAUGAUUCUUGUGCUGUAUGUCACUACUUGGGUUGUAGACAAAUUGCUGGACGUGGACGCAUUUGCUAAAUUCACUUCAGGCAAUUACCAAUCA
This is a messenger RNA of Triticum aestivum (bread wheat), 1813 nucleotides long. RefSeq lists its product as uncharacterized. The coding region runs from base 380 to 1489 and encodes 369 amino acids. Gene Ontology annotation, biological process: signal transduction. NCBI's taxonomy places the organism in Eukaryota, Viridiplantae, Streptophyta, Magnoliopsida, Poales, Poaceae. The transcript is spliced from 10 exons. The record is from RefSeq and is a predicted model, not a curated record.